AUGACCCCCUUAUCAAAGAUAUCGCUCGUUCUGGCGUCUAUAGCUCUCCUGCAACCUUCAUUCACAGCUCCCUUGAUAUAUAAACGAUCCGAGUCCGGUCCUCAUAUCACAACGGAUUUCCCCGAUCCCUCAAUCCUCAGGGUCGGCGAUACCUGGUACGCCUUUGCUGGACAAUCGCUCUAUGAUUACACAAGUACCCACAUUCAAUUCGCGAAGUCAACCGAUUUUGAGACAUGGACACUUCAGCCUGCCAACGACAUGCUACCCAAUCUUCCGAGCUGGGUGGACGCUUCCAAGAACCAUGUCUGGGCUCCAGACAUCAAUCAUUUGGAUGACGGUCGAUUCCUCCUGUAUUUCAGCGCUCCCACCUACUACGAUAGUGCUCCUCAUUGCAUCGGUACUGCGAUCAGUGACACUAUCGACGGUCCCUACUUUCCAUCCGAAGAAAGCUUCGCCUGUCCUGCCGACCAAGGAGGUGCCAUUGACGCAUCAGGAUUCCGCGAUGCGGAUGGAACCCGAUACGUCGUAUACAAGAUCGAUGCCAAUUCACUCGGAGGGGGCGGGUUAUGUGGCAAUACAGUUGAGCCCAUUGUGUCUACGCCCAUCCUCAUUCAACAGGUUGAAAGCGACGGCGUGACCAAAGUUGGCGAUACUUUCGAGCUGAUCACCAAUGACUCUCCUGAGGAUGGCCCGCUCGUCGAGGGCCCCAGUAUGAUACACUCUGGUGAUACAUACUAUCUCUUUUACUCAUCCAAUUGCUUCACCACCACGAAUUACGAUGUGGCGUACGCGACAAGCUCGUCACCUACAUCGGGCUUCACGAAGCAAGGAACCCUUUUCGGAACGGGAUACGACGGGCUCAGAGGUCCCGGUGGAGCCGAUGCUGCCUUCGAUAAUAGCCACUUUGCGUUCGCCGCGCAAAAAGGUGACGGACGGAGAGGGUUAUACACUGCCAGAAUCACGACAAGUGGAGACCGCGUGUCUGCAUAG
Molecule: messenger RNA, 990 nt
Organism: Aureobasidium melanogenum CBS 110374
Lineage: Eukaryota; Fungi; Ascomycota; Dothideomycetes; Dothideales; Saccotheciaceae
Product: putative endo-arabinase
Exons: 2
Coding region: 1-990 (329 amino acids)
Biological process (GO): carbohydrate metabolic process
Molecular function (GO): hydrolase activity, hydrolyzing O-glycosyl compounds
Source: RefSeq, a predicted model, not a curated record